GAAUGUAGUUAUUGAUCUUAAUGUUAUUUUUACUAGUGUUAAUCCUGAAAGCUGAAUUAGAUUAUCCAUAUAGUUGUGACUGUUAAGAACAUGACAAUAAAGAUAGUUGUGAAUAACAUAAAUGUUUAUGGGAUGAAAACUAAAUUGGACAAAAGAAAUGCAGAGUUAAAAGUUGUUCUGAAAGAGGAAAUUAAGUAGAAUAAAUCCUAUUAAAUUUUUUUAGGUAGCUGAAUGUGUUGCUCCAAGUUAGUUCUAUUCAACAAAUAGAACAUCUUGUUAUCCUUAGGGAAUAUAGACUGAAAUAUGUGAACCUAUCUCAUCAUGUGAAUAAUUAGACGUAUCAAAAAUAAGUCCAUCUUAUGCCAGACGUGUUUGUAAGGUUAAUUUUUGUGGAUAUAAUAAAACAUCAAAAGGAUGUAGAUCAGUUUCUACUUGUAGUGAUAUUACAACAGAAGAGGAAUGUAAUAAUUUAUUCAUUAAUGAACUUCCUUCAUUAUUUUAACCAGUUGCUUAUUGUUAUUGGGCUGGAGAUGUUUGUAUGACAUCUACAAGGUUUUAUGGAGAAUGUGAAAAUAAGAAUAUAAAAAAUAAAAACUUAUGUAAAACACAUGGAUGUUAAUGGAAGGAUAAUAAUUGCAUAAAUUUAAAUUGUACUACAAUAACAACAGAUAAUUGUAAUAAGGAGCAUAUUGAUUCAUUUGGUAAUGUCCAUAUUUGUUCAUUAAAGAAUUCUUAAUGUAAUGUAACAAAAUCAGCAGAGAUUAGAAAAGAAGAUUGUGAUAAGAUGACUGCUCAUACUUUUGAUGAAGCUGGUUAAAUUUGUAAGCCUUGUAAGUCACUAUCAAAAUACUUAGAGAAAAUAGCUAAGAAAUAGAUUGUUAUUGAAACUUACAAUUUUAUUCUAAUGUUUCCAAUUAUUAUGAUAUUAAUAAUAUGA
Molecule: messenger RNA, 937 nt
Organism: Paramecium sonneborni
Lineage: Eukaryota; Ciliophora; Oligohymenophorea; Peniculida; Parameciidae
Source: the annotation of a GenBank genome assembly